This is a messenger RNA of Carya illinoinensis, 2547 nucleotides long. RefSeq names its product SPX domain-containing membrane protein At4g22990-like. The transcript is spliced from 12 exons. The record is from RefSeq and is a predicted model, not a curated record. Gene Ontology annotation, cellular component: membrane. NCBI's taxonomy places the organism in Eukaryota, Viridiplantae, Streptophyta, Magnoliopsida, Fagales, Juglandaceae. Gene Ontology annotation, biological process: transmembrane transport. Gene Ontology annotation, molecular function: transmembrane transporter activity. Bases 283 to 2388 code for a protein of 701 amino acids.
GCAAACGAAGCUCAGCUAGAUGCUCGAGUUGUACGGUUUUCUGAGGGUGGCAAGUAAAGUACAGUCUCAUAUGUGAAGUGUGAACCAAAACUACUCAUGCUGUGAAGCUUGUCGUUUCAGCUCUUUGGCAGCUUCUCUGUGGUGAAGUUGGAGUUUCUCAUCACCAGGAACUCAGACCGUGAGUCCGGGGGUAUCGAUCUCUGCAUCAUGCUCAUGUAGCUUUGCUAGCUUCUUGCGCGCGCACACUACGUACGUACAUCAGUCCUUUUUCCUAGCUAAGAUAUGGUGGCCUUUGGAAAGAAGCUGAGAGAAUCACAAAUUGAAGAAUGGCAAGGAUGCUACAUCAAUUACAAAUUAAUGAAGAAGAAAGUUAAUCGAUACAGACAACAGAUUGAGGUCGGAACACAAAAUGGUGAUAAUUUUCUGAUGGACUUCUCAAGAUUGCUCGACUGUGAGAUCGAAAGGAUUGUCCUUUUCCUGCUAGAACAACAAGGGCAACUUGCUACCAGGUUAUCCGAUCUUAGACAACAGCACCAUGCUCUUUUACAGCAGCCAGAUGGAUCAAAAAUAUCUGAAUUACAGGAAGCAUAUAGAGCAGUUGGAUGUGAUCUUUUAAGGCUUCUCUCUUUUGUUGAGAUCAAUGCCAUUGGUUUGCGUAAGAUAUUGAAAAAGUUCGAUAAGCGGUUUGGUUAUAAGUUCACCGACUACUAUGUCAAAACUCGUGCAAAUCAUCCUUACUCCCAGCUGCGACAAGUUUUCAAGCACGUGGGGUUUGGUGCCGUCGUUGGAGCCAUAUGUCGCAAUCUCGCAGAUCUUCAAGACCUUCAACACCAUCAGGGGAACUACAUAUCGAUAUAUGAUCACCCUGCUUUAUCCCACCCGGAUCCUGUCAUCGAUUCUAUUAGGUCAGCUGUAGAGAAAUUAUCAAACUCUACAAAUUACCUUCACUUUUUGGGAAGACAUGCCUUUAUCAUGGAGGACGACUUGCCAACUCCAUCUCAAGAUGAUAGUGCUGACCAGAGAUAUCAUUUUAUGUCACUUCUCCUGAACUUGGUAAACACAUUUCUAUAUAUGGUCAACACAUACAUUAUAGUUCCGACAGCAGACAGCUACUCCUUGAGCCUUGGAGCUGCAGCAACAGUCUGUGGAGUUGUGAUAGGUUCUAUGGCUGUUGCUCAGGUGUUUUCUUCAGUUUAUUUUAGUGCAUGGUCAAAUAGAUCGUACUUCAGGCCCCUUGUAUUUAGUAGUGUUGUCCUUCUUGUGGGAAACACCUUAUAUGCUCUGGCUUUUGAUCUGAAUUCAAUAUCUGUUCUUCUGAUUGGUCGGCUCUUCUGUGGGUUAGGUUCUGCAAGGGCUGUUAACAGGCGUUAUAUCAGUGAUUGUGUACCCCUCAAAUUGAGAAUGCAGGCGUCUGCAGGUUUUGUAAGUGCGAGUGCGCUUGGAAUGGCAUGUGGUCCAGCUCUUGCUUGUUUACUCCAGAAGAAUUUUAAGAUUUCAAAGCUUACUUUCAAUGAGAAUACAUUGCCCGGUUGGCUUAUGACUCUUGCGUGGCUUGUCUACUUAUUGUGGUUAUGGAUUUCUUUUAGAGAGCCUUCUCUUGAGACUAAAGAAACUGCUGUGCCGCAGGAAGCUAACGCUGGACCAUUGGCAAAAGUUGCUGUAAAUAGUGAUUUCACUCAACCAUUGCUAGUGAAAUCAGAAGCUAAGCAACAAGAUGAUGGCGAAGACCAAGAAUGUGAUGAUAUUGAAGAAGAUUCUGGGGAAUUUCAAAAGCCUGUCACGUCAAUUGUGAUGGCAUAUAGACUACUUACACCAUCAGUAAAGGUUCAACUAUUUGUGUAUUUUAUGCUCAAAUAUGCCAUGGAGAUUUUACUUGCUGAAUCAAGUGUCAUCACUGGAUAUUAUUUUAUUUGGCAAAGCAGCAGUGUGGCAGUCUUUCUUGCAUGUCUCGGGCUAACAGUGCUUCCAGUAAACAUUAUUGUUGGAAACUAUAUCGGCAACAUGUUUGAAGAAAGGCAAGUCCUACUGGCAUCUGAAAUUAUGGUGUGUUUUGGUAUACUUCUAAGCUUCCAAGUAUUCAUCCCUUACUCUGUCCCUCAAUAUGUUGGCUCAGCUCUAAUCACAUUUGUAUCCGCUGAAGUCCUUGAAGGUGUGAACUUAUCACUCCUAUCUCGCGUCAUGUCAUCAAGGCUUUCCCGUGGCACAUACAAUGGUGGACUGCUUUCCACGGAAGCCGGGACCCUGGCUCGAGUAAUUGCAGAUGGUACAAUAACACUGUCUGGUUAUUUGGGUGAGAGUAGACUCUUGAAUAUCACCUUAGCUCCUGCACUCCUCAUCUGUAUUUCAUCCAUCAUUGCUACCUGCUUCACCUACAACUCUCUCUACUGAUGCCCUUGUUCACUCUUAACUUGAACAACUGUUGUAUAGCAUGGUUGUAUAUGCACACCAAUCAACGGUAGCCAAUGCUCUACAUUGCUAGUAUUCAGCAGAUAUAUAAAUAUAUAUAUAUAUAUAUAUCUAAAUGCUGUUGAGGAUGGGAUCUUUCAA